Molecule: messenger RNA, 2654 nt
Organism: Cynoglossus semilaevis (tongue sole)
Lineage: Eukaryota; Metazoa; Chordata; Actinopteri; Pleuronectiformes; Cynoglossidae
Gene: ap3m1
Product: adaptor related protein complex 3 subunit mu 1
Exons: 9
Coding region: 275-1531 (418 amino acids)
Biological process (GO): intracellular protein transport; vesicle-mediated transport
Cellular component (GO): clathrin adaptor complex
Source: RefSeq, a predicted model, not a curated record
UUACACCGCCUGAAUAAAAACCCAAAACCUCACCCAAGAAGUAUCGAUCGGUAUUGCAGUAAAGUUCCUACACAUUGUUUUCUUUACAGAAAUCACUCAGUGUUUAUCCAUACAGUGUCUUAGAGUUGUGUGGGGAAUUUUGUUCGUGUAGUUGUAAUUACGUUGCGUCUACGUGUUCUGAGAUCUUCAGGCGCCUCCACAGCUGCUCACACAAUUCUGCCAGAUCGGCACCGAGUGACAACCUUCAUUCUGACAGCUUGAUUCUGCAGGUGAAAUGAUCCACAGUCUGUUCCUCAUUAAUCUGUCGGGAGACAUCUUCCUGGAGAAACACUGGAAGAGUGUCGUGGGUCGGAGCGUGUUGGAUUAUUUCUUCGAGGCUAAAGAGAAGGCGGUGAACCCGGAGGACGUGGCCCCGGUCCUGCAGACCCCACACCAUUAUUUGAUCAGCAUCUACAGAGGCAAAAUCUUCUUCCUCGCUGUCAUUCAGACAGAGGUCCCUCCACUUUUUGUCAUUGAGUUCCUGCACAGAGUAGCAGACACGUUUCAGGACUACUUUGGAGAAUGCUCAGAAAAUGUUAUCAAAGACAAUUUAGUGAUAGUGUACGAGCUGCUGGAGGAGAUGCUGGACAAUGGGUUUCCUCUAGCCACAGAGUCCAAUGUCCUCAAAGAGAUGAUCCGGCCUCCAACCAUCCUGAGAUCUGUUGUCAAUACACUCACAGGAGGAACUAAUGUUGGAGAUAUGCUGCCAACAGGUCAACUGUCCAACAUUCCGUGGAGGCGCGCUGGAGUUAAAUACACAAAUAACGAGGCAUAUUUUGAUGUGAUUGAAGAAAUUGAUGCCAUCCUGGACAAAUCGGGUACAACAGUAUUUGCAGAGAUUCAAGGUGUAAUAGAAGCCUGUGUGAAGCUCACUGGGAUGCCUGACUUGACUCUGUCUUUCAUGAAUCCCCGUCUUCUUGACGACGUGAGUUUCCACCCAUGUGUGCGGUUUAAGCGCUGGGAGUCUGAGCGUGUCCUCUCUUUCAUUCCACCAGAUGGAAACUUUACUCUAAUGACCUAUCAUGUCAGCUCUCAAAAUCUUGUUGCCAUUCCAAUAUACGUUAAGCAGAACAUCAGUUUCUUUGAGACCGGGUCUUGUGGUCGUUUGGACAUUACAAUUGGACCUAAACAGACCAUGGGGAAGACUGUGGAGGGUUUAAUGGUCACUGUGCCCAUGCCUAAAGCUGUGCUUAGUGUCAACCUCACAGCCUCACAGGGAAACUUCACCUAUGACUUGGCUACUAAGGUGCUGGUUUGGGACAUUGGGAAGUUGAAUCCCCAGAAGCUUCCUAAUCUGAAAGGGAGUCUAAGUGUGCAGGCAGGAGCCCCUAAACCAGAGGAGAACCCUGCACUCAAUAUCAACCUGAAGAUACAGCAAGUGGCCAUCUCUGGUCUCAAAGUGAAUCGUCUCGACAUGUACGGAGAAAAGUACAAGCCAUUUAAAGGGGUCAAAUAUGUGACCAAAGCAGGAAAAUUUCAAGUGCGGACCUAAAGUUAGGACUGCUGUGGGACCAAAGGUCAAAAAAAAAAAAACCAAAACACUGUGCCAUAGUAGCAAGGUCAAGGCACUGCUGAAUCACCUCCAAUCAGUCAUCUAUAUUCUCCUGCUCAUGCUCAAAUGCCUCAUUUUGCAUUUUAACAUAUAACAAUGAUGUAUGUUUUUAUGCUUGUAACAUAAAUGUGUAUGGGUUAUUGGCCUGUUAAGGAAUGCCUUAAUUAUCACUGAGACAUUAUUGAAGUAUUAUUAGUCUAAAUCUAUUGGAUUGUUUUCAUUGUUCUUUUUUUAUUUCAAUCAUUUUUUUAAAAACAUUUUUUAUCUCCUUAUUUUUGGCCUAAAACCUUGCCUGUUAAAGAAUAUUUCACAACUAGCAUUAGAUUCACGCAUGUUGCCUUACAGUGAAGAUCCAAGCCAAUGUAUACUAGAUCACAAAAUCUUUAUUUUAUAAAUAUCAAAGAUGCUAACUGCCUUCUAAGUAGCUGCAGCGUGCCUUCAGGCACCAGGUAGAGUGCAGGUAUUUUUGCACACUUUCACUCUUCAGCGUGGCCUUGUUGUCCGUUUAAGUGCUUUAUCAGGCUCGUGUUGCAGCACAGACUGUACCGUCUGAGGCCCAAGGGAUGCACCGCACACCCUCAGAUAUAUAUAUCUAGACAGAUAUAUAUAUCUUCUACCUAAGGUACAUUCUCUGACUUUGAAAGUACAAAAACCUCCAGGGCUGAGGAAGAACUGAAAUGCUCACACUAGGGGUGCCCAUGCCUUCAUGAUAUACCUAAAAUACAAUUUUAAAGUAGAUAAUUGUAAAAAAGAAAAAAAUCUUUGAAUACAUAUUUAAAUAUAUAUUUACUCAAAUAAAAAAAAAAUAUAUACAAUGUUGUUAAUUGUUGGGAUCAUUGGGAUGCUCAGAUUAAAUACAUGUAGCUGUAUGGCCCAAUAUGAGUCAAUACCUGUAUUGAGCACCCCCAGGUUCACACAAUUUUCAAGGAAUCAGCACAGCAUCGCAUCAGUUGUCCAUGUGGAAAAAACUACUUAACGCUCUUGUAUGAAGUUGAAUUUAUAUUUUUGGUGUACUGUAUAAAAUGCUAUUAAAGCUGAAAGUUGUGUAUUUUUAUCAUUGAAA